This is a messenger RNA of Metarhizium brunneum ARSEF 3297, 7767 nucleotides long. RefSeq names its product Beige 1 (gene lvs1). Gene Ontology annotation, molecular function: protein binding. Lineage: Eukaryota; Fungi; Ascomycota; Sordariomycetes; Hypocreales; Clavicipitaceae. The record is from RefSeq and is a predicted model, not a curated record.
AUGUCGUCCCAUCCUCGUCGUUGCCGGUCCUCGACCUCUGCGUCGGUCCCAGUCACAUCCAAGUCUUUUGACAUCCUGCGCAACCUUCUCGAUGGCUUUGCGACUGCCGCAUCCUUGACCGGCGAUAACGGAUACCCCGACAUUGAUAAACUAGUCAAGCCUCUAAGGGACAUACAUCAACAUGUAUCUGCGUUUGGGUCGCCGGCUUUGCAGGACGACUUUCGACACGCCCGCGGUUUUGACAUUCUCCUCGACGUUCUGCGCGCUUUCUCGGGCUUCUACGACCCGCAAAAGCGAAGCCAAGCUGACAUGAUGUCGCUGUUUAGACUGCUGGGAGCCAGUUUGAACGUCCUCUCUUCGGUAUUACGCAACCACUCUGGUAAUAAGAGAUUCUUUCGAUAUCGCGUCGCCGGCGGCGGAUGGGAGGCUCUAGAACAAGUCAUUGCUAGUAUUGGACUGGGGGGUGCCGAACCUGAUCCCUGGGUCAGCUGUCAUGUGUUUGGAAAACUGCUUGCAUUUGCACUGGACGAUGAAGCAUUGGAUCUACUCUGUCAGUCUAUUGCCAAACUAUUGCGGCCCGAAGCCGAAACGGCACCGCCAUCAACUUCCAACGGAGACGACGACAAGGAGAUGCCUCCGUCCGACGAUGGCGACGAUCAAUGGGAUCUGGUUCUGGCCCGAUCGGCGGAAAACAUUGGACCUAAUGUGCGAGAUAUCGUCAAGUCUACUUCCGUGAUCCAAUUUCCGGAAAUUCUUCGCCCAGUCGUCAGCUUCUGGAUGGCCAUGCCGCGUGAGGCUAACUCACCUGCGACACCAAGCUCCAUUUUCGUUCUGGAAACGAUUCUGUGUGCCAUCUCAGAUUCAAUCUUCAACCGGGCUGCAGUUCAUUCGACAGGGGUCCUGUCUCAGUUUCUACAUGCAGCUUUUGGUCAGGAAGUAUCUCUGGCCAUGUCAGAACGUGAACGACUGCUCGCCAUUUGCAAAUUGCUCAUGUUUCUAGGCGUUAACGAGCCUGCGGAUACACAAUUCCUUCUUGCCGCGUCACGACCUGAUGCUGCCGACUUUUGUCUGGAAAUGAUGUCUAGAUAUGCCGGCCCAUCAUUCUUUCAGUUCGAUCUGUCCUUGCAUGGCCAUUCGUCUCUUGAAUUAUCUACCCUUGGCCGGCCAUUUCCUCCUCAAUCAACUGCUGGCUACACCUUCACAGCAUGGAUACGAAUUGAGAAUUUUGAUUCCACUUCCCACACUACCUUGUUUGGUGUUUUCGAUGCUUCUCAAACAUGCUUCGUGCUCAUGUACCUGGAGCGGGACACCCGCAACUUCAUCUUGCAGACUUCUGUGUAUUCGAACAAACCAAGCGUGAGGUUCAAGUCCGUUGCCUUUAGCGAAGGAAAGUGGUAUCAUAUUGCCAUUGUGCACCGACGACCCAAGACCAUGACCGCUAGCAAGGCAUCUUUGUAUGUCAAUGGCGAAUUCGCAGAGCAAGUUCGUUGCAAUUAUCCUCUAACGCCACCACUGUCGAAUGACAAUAACGAAAGCUUCGCAUCCUUCAACUCAAAUCAUAACAAGACAAAUCCGGUUCAGGCGUUUUUGGGAACCCCUUUGGAGUUAUCUGGCAAAGUUGGCCCUGGACGGGUUGUCUCAAGAUGGUCUCUUGCUUCGGCCCAUUUAUUUGAAGACGUCCUCAGCGACGACUACUUGGCAGUGCAUCACGGACUCGGCCCUAGGUAUCAAGGAAAUUACCAAGACAGCUUGGGCGGCUUUCAAACCUAUGAGACCUCUGCCACCCUUGGUCUGCGCAAUGAGAUUACCCAUCCUGGUAAGGACGAGAAUUCAGAUAUACUGCGCGCGGUUCGAGACAAGGCGAGCACGCUCCUACCAGAGUGUAGAAUCAUGUUGAGCAUUCUUCCAUCGGCCACGUUCCCAGAAAAUGUUCAAUACCUAGAUACUGGUCUUCUGCGAUCUCUUCCGCGGAUAUCCACUCGAAAUUUGUUCCGUAUAUCAAGCCAAGAAGGGGCGCCGUUGGCAAUCAAUUGUGCUGUACCUAGUCUACCGGAUGCAUUGCUCAGAGCACAGGGCAUGGCGUCUUUCCGUGGAACUCCAAUCGUUGCUGUACCAUCCUAUCUUGACGAGAACCUUUGGCGACUUGCUGGAUUCACUCCCCUUGCGCUGAAGCUGUUGGAGCGGGCCACUACUGCGGACGAAACCGUUCGAUCCAUCGAAAUUCUGUUUCAUUGUAUUCGUAAGAGCUGGCGAAAUAGCGAAGCCAUGGAACGAGACAAUGGUUACGGUAUACUGGGCAUGCUCUUACGAAUCAAAGUUGGCUAUGGCACCCAAAUCGCAGGUGAACCAGCAGCAGAACGGCUGCUCAUCUCUAAUGAAGACCGAGACAGCUUGUUGUUUCGUAUUCUGAGCCUUAUUCUGGGCUUUGUUGGCUACAAUCACGCAGAACCGAUUGACUCUUUCAUUGUCAAUCCCUUGGCAUAUCGCAUUCUGCUCAUUGACCUUGACAUUUGGAGGAAAUCAACAUCCCGAAUUCAAGAGCUGUAUUAUAAACAAUUUCUGACAUUUGCAGUAAAUAGUAAGCAUCACGAGUUUAAUAGCCGUAGACUGACACGGAUGAGAAUCGUGAAGCGUCUAUUGGAUGCUAUGAAAGGGGAAGCCGUCUCCGAGGAUGUUGUCUCGCAUUUCAUGCUUGCCUUUGAGAUACUGGUCAAGUCAAACCUGAGCCAGGAGGUCAUGCGAGCGCUAUCACUAUUUAUUACAUAUGCUUUCCACUCUCCAACGAAUUCGAACCCGCGCACCCCCAAGCCCUUGUCUUCAAUUCCACGACCAGGCACCCCCGGGACGCCAAAGAGGAUCGCGGUAGAUUUUAUAAGGAUGGCUACACCACCUUCAGGCACCAAAUUUCUUUCUAGGCGACAACUUGGCGUGCGGGUGUUGGGCAUGUAUUCACGCAUUCUCUGCGAAAAAGGAAAUACAAAUCACAUCAAGAAAUUUGCGAGAACUGUGACAAACAAGUGGCUACUGUACCUCCUUGCCGACGAUGAUGCUGAAGUUGUCAUGCACGGUUGUAGGAUUCUGGCUAGGCUUCUAGUUUCUCAUGGCUCUAAUUAUACGUCAAAAUUUGCUGGCAAAUCUGGCGGGUUCAUAAUCAUGGCUAGUAAGCUGAAGCGAUUCUGGGCCAACGCCAAGCUGUGGCCCAUUUGCUUCAGCAUUCUAUUUGGCUACGAUGCUGCCAACAUUGGCCUGGAACAAGCCAUUGAUCCCUCUUCGCUACUCACCCUCUUCUCUAAGAGGAAAGUUGCAUAUCCGGAAUCACUGGUGAUCAUAACGUCAAUGCUUCAACACGGCUUGAGGGAUGUGAUGAACCGCCUGGAUGAGAGUGAUUCACAGACCAAGGGCAGUGAUGUCAGUGACUCCAGGGCCGAAGCGGCAAAUCUCUUCCCAGUAGAACAUAAGAUGACAAACCCAGAGAAAGCCGACAGCUCACUGUUCGAUGAAAAUGUGCUACUUGGCGUGAUCCGUUUCUUGUUGGACCUGCAAGAACGAUCUGCUGACUUCCGAGACUUUGCCAUUUCUUCAGAAUGGAUGCGAAUGCUGCUCACCGCAGUCUACCCGUGUAUCGUGAGCACCGAUGCGGUCACGCCAGAAGUUGAACUGAACUCUCGAGAUUCGGCUCUGACAUUUGAAGGUAGCGAUGUUAUUAUUCGCCCUAUCGGAAGGGGCUCUGCUCCGGCACCGAUUGUAAGAACCACCAGUGUGGAUGUGUUAUCAUCACCUCAGUCAACUCCUCCCAAAGGCACACCGCUGCGACGAGCAUCAUCAUUUGUGCUUCUCACAGCCCAGAAAGCGAGCUCAGCAGACCAGGCACACUCGGAGCUACGUUCACGGCCCUCGAAUGACUUCAGUGGCCAAAUUUCUGGCGGACCAGUCUUCGACGGAAUGUUAGAGCUUGUUCUCCGAGUAUUCUUGGACCAAGUCUGGAAUAGAAAGGAUUUCUCCGGAUUUUCGCUCUUUGCCAAGGUUCCUCCUGGUUUUCAAGAGCACCAAGCGUAUUUCGAGUCCUACCUUUGGAGAAAGAUUUUGGGACAGCUUACGAACAGAAUCCACGCCAACCAAAAGUCACUCUGUGAACCUCGUCUGUUGACCAAUAUCUUUCGGUUCUGUUCUCAGAUGUCCGAAGCCAUCUUUGAGGGCUGGUUUAUCGACGGGGCCGAGGUUGCAAUUGAUUUUAUUGGUUCGAUACUGGAAUAUCUUCAGCGACCGGAUAUUUCAAACCUGAAAAGUGUUCGCUUGUGCAGCCAGGCGGUAUCUACGGUUCGAAAUUGCCUGCUCAGAAUCGUACUCCUGAAGCUUUCGGACCUGGAAAACGCUCAAGUCACGGAAAAAGAAGCCAAAGGCUUUAUGAAUAUGCUCGGAUAUUGGCAGAUGUCUAUCCUUGCAUGUUUUGACCACGACGAUGAUUAUUUCAGACUCUUUUGGUAUCAGCUGUACAUGAAGCUUAUUGAUGGCAAAAUAUCUAUCAGGAUUGCAGCAGCUAAUCUUCUCAGAAUCAUCAUGGUACAAAAACCGGACGAAUCGACCGCCCUCAUUCGGUCAUGCAUUACUCCCGACCAAAGACAGCUAUCGCGAGAUUUCCAGAAGCUGACAGAAGUGGACGAUGAGACUUUUGUCCUAUGGGUGGACAAACACCGGCCAUCUCUUGAUAGACUGUUCUUCGGAAGCAUUGCCAAGACAUGGGAAGAUUUUGUCAUUGUUGAGAAUCAACGUACGGCGGAGAGUGCUAAAAGUAGGCUCUCCAAGCGCAAGGACAAACUCAAAGUUUGGUACUCUGAUGGCGUCAAUGCUAGCAAGACGCUACUUAAUCAUGAUGUUGGCAACACCGCCUGGAUGAAGAGCAUAUUCAACUCAGAGUACUUCAAGUAUCAGAGGCUUCUGCAAGACCAACAAGAUGACAUGGCCUAUUUGGGAGCCGCAUAUCGCAAGAUGGAGAAGGAUUUGAGACGGCCCGGUGCGGUUUUCAGCGAACCUACUCCAUUGAAGUGGAAGCUCGAUAGAACCGAAGGUCGAAAUCGUAUGCGGUUGCGACUUUUGCCAGAUGCGUCUGGCAUAGAUGAGAAGUACCAGUCCAAGGGAAAGGCAAUAGAGGCCGCAUCAGUCCCUCUCCGGGUUAACACGGCUAUUAACUCUACACCGCCGACCAAUACGCCUAGCCGCUCGUUGUCUUCUACUAAUCUCGCCGACGGGAACGACGCGGCGGCGACAGUCGAACCCGACUCUGUGUCGGACAAACAAGAAGGCGGAUUCGUCGCCGAGGAUGACUUUGAGCUGGUGGACGACCCCAAUGAGCCGAUUGAGGGGGAGGAUACUUUUGAGGACAAGAACAGAAAGGUCAUGAGGCGGUUGGAACACGGAGAUCAGGUUCAGGCUGCUUACAACAUGUCUCGAAUCACCGGCUUAGAGGCCUGCGAAGGUAUUCUUAUCGUCGGUAAAGAUGCCCUAUACAUGAUGGACAAUGUAUUUCAGUGUGCAAGCGGAGACAUUGUCAAUGUCUGGCAAGCACCACCGGAGGAGCGGGAUCCAUUCACCAUGGUUGUUACUGGGACCAAGACGCUCGAGAAGCGCCAAACUGCUGGCAUGCGUGAUCAAGAUUCACGCCAUUGGAAGUGGCAUGAUGUCAUCAGCUUCUCCAAACGACGAUUCCUGUUCCGAGACGUCGCGAUUGAAAUCUUUUUCACUGAUGGCCGUAGUUAUUUGCUUACGAUGAUUAACUCUGCUGUUCGAGAUACUGUGUAUGGCAAGUUACUGAAUAAGGCGCCGCACACUAACACGGCCAAUGCCUUGCCAAAUCCGGAAGACGCCUGGAGGCUCGAAGCACUCAAGACAGUUGACGAGUCUCCCCAAGGAUUUGGUGCAGGCUUAGGUUCCAGAAUCGGGACGCUUUUCAACUCUUCGCCAUCGAAUCCAAUUGUGAAGCGAUGGCAAAGAGGCGAAGUAUCCAACUUUCACUACCUUAUGAUGGUCAAUACCAUGGCAGGCAGGACUUUUAACGACUUGACACAAUAUCCAGUGUUUCCAUGGAUCCUUGCGGAUUAUACGAGUGAGGACUUGGACCUUGAAGACCCGGCAACGUUUCGAGAUUUGUCAAAGCCCAUGGGCGCUCAAAGCCAAGCGCGAGUUCCUGGGUUUGUUGAGACGUAUAGUGCGCUCAGGGAGAUUGGUCAAACACCAUUCCAUUAUGGUACUCAUUAUUCGUCUGCGAUGAUUGUCAGCUCUUAUCUUAUUCGACUUCCCCCAUUCGUGCAGUCGUACCUCCUUGUUCAAGGAGACAGCUUUGAUCAUGCAGACCGACUGUUCCAAUCAGUUGCUGACGCGUGGGCAUCUGCCUCGUCUAAGAACAAGACCGAUGUCCGAGAGCUUAUUCCUGAAUUCUUCUGCCUCCCUGAAUUCCUGACAAAUAUUAAUGGAUAUGAUUUCGGUCGCAAGCAAAGCACCGGUGCCCGGGUCGAUCACGUUCGGCUUCCGCCGUGGGCCAAGGGAGACCCCAAGAUAUUCAUUGCGAAGCACCGAGAGGCAUUGGAGAGCCCGUAUGUGAGCGAAAACUUGCAUCUCUGGAUAGACCUCGUCUUCGGAUGUAAGCAGCGAGGGGAGGCAGCUGUGGAAAAUCUCAAUGUGUUCCACCAUCUCUCGUACGCUGGCGCAAGCGACCUGGAUCGCAUCACUGAUGCAAAUGAGAGAGCUAUAACAGCAGGUGUUAUUCAUAAUUUCGGACAGACUCCUCAUCAAGUGUUUAACAAGCCACAUCCGGCUCGGGAGUACACGCAAUGUUCGACCAGACGACUGGAUACCUCUAUUUUCUCGUUGACAUCUCUGCCUCGACCCCUGUUAGAGAGCCAUGAACGUGUAUCUAGUUUGAUAUACGCCCCAAAACUUGACCGGCUGUUAUGCGCAUCGGCAUUCCGCUUGAACUUUGCACCGUAUGAUAAGUUUUUGGAGUGGGGAUAUGCAGAUAACAGCAUCCGCUUCUUCUUCAGCGACAAUCGCAAGCCUGCCGGAUUGUUUGAGAAUCUCCAUACCGGACAGAUUUCAUGCGCUUGCUUUGCAGACUCCAAAACGCUAAUUACUGCAGGUGAAGACUGUGUUGUAUCAGUCUACAUGGUACACACGUCUGUUAGCAAACCUGUAGAACUUGUUCCACGAUCCAGCGUUUUUGGUCACAAGACUCUGGUUACAGCUAUGGCUGUUAGCAAAGCUUUCAGUACCUUUGUUACGGCGUCCGCGGAUGGACAAGCCUUCCUUUGGGAUCUCAACCAGCUUACUUUCAUCCGCAAGUUGCCGCUGGUGCGGCUCGUGGAGUGUGCUGCGAUGAAUAAUGUUUCUGGAGAAGUAUUAUUAUGCUCAGGCCCAAACGUUCUCCUGUACACACUUAAUGGAACACUCAUCCUAGACCAAAACGUUUGUGGAGAGCAAGAUGAUUAUGUGCAUUCUUGUGCAUUUUACGAAGGCGCUGGAGAUGAGUGGCUUGAGAAUUGCAUCAUUUUUACCGGGCACAGCAAGGGACGGGUCAAUGUUUGGCGCAAAUGUGUUCUUGCGGGCAAGUGGACACUGGAGUUACUUCGAAGGCUAGACCAUAUCGACUUUAAGGGUGACACACAGGACAACACGGAUGCCGGAAUCACUUGUAUUACCCCCAUGCCCACCUGUGUAUACACCGGAGAUGAGGACGGAAGAGUGUAUGAAUGGAAUUUUGGUCGCGGAGACCGAUAG